GCUAGCGCCGCAUCCCGCUCUACCUGCCGACAUCCUGCAUUGGAGAACUUGUGACCCAGGUGUGGCUCUAAAGAGCUGGCCGGGGAGGGACGCUGCCCAGCUGCUGCUCUUCUCCUGUCUCCUGUCCCCUCCCCUGGCCAUGACAGAGACCCGUGAGCCAGCUGAGACUGGGGGCUAUGCCAGCUUGGAAGAAGACGAUGAGGACCUCUCUCCAGGCCCCGAGCACUCCUCUGACUCUGAGUACACUCUCUCAGAGCCAGACUCCGAAGAGGAAGAAGAUGAAGAGGAGGAGGAGGAGGAGGCCACUGAUGAUCCUGAAUAUGACCCUGACUACAAGGUGAAGCAGCGCCUGGGGGGAGGCCGGGGGGGCCCAUCCCGCCGGGCCCCCCGUGCAGCCCAGCCCCCAGGCCCCCCAGCCCAGCCCUGCCAGCUCUGUGGCCGCUCGCCCCUUGGGGAGGCCCCACCAGGGACCCCGCCCUGCCGGCUCUGCUGUCCUGCUACAGCCCCCCAGGAAGCUCCAGCCCCUGAAGGCAGGGCCCUCGGGGAGGAAGAGGAGGAGCCACCUCGGGCUGGGGAGGGCCGACCAGCUGGGAGGGAGGAGGAGGAGGAGGAGGAGGAAGAGGGCACCUACCACUGUACAGAGUGUGAGGAUUCCUUCGACAACCUCGGGGAGCUGCAUGGGCACUUCAUGCUGCAUGCCCGGGGGCAGGUGUAG
This is a messenger RNA of Zalophus californianus (California sea lion), 715 nucleotides long. RefSeq names its product zinc finger protein 428. Lineage: Eukaryota; Metazoa; Chordata; Mammalia; Carnivora; Otariidae. The record is from RefSeq and is a predicted model, not a curated record. The transcript is spliced from 2 exons. Bases 140 to 715 code for a protein of 191 amino acids.